UAUACUGAUUGCAUUUGGUAGGUAUAUAACACACUACAUUCAGACUAAGACUGCAACUGUUAUUUUCUUUAAAACUCAUUUAACUCGACAAAAACCUACAGAAUACUAUUAUAAGAAUCCAAUCACAUUUGAUUUACACAGCUGUACAAUGAAGUUUAAAGGAUUAUGUACUUUGUCUGUGUUGCUCGUUACUUCUUUGAAUUUCAUUUCCGGACAUUCUUAUCAUUUGGAUCAACACCCCGAUUUUGAACCUUUGCCCGAUUUCGUAAUGGAAAGAUUUCUAGGACGAUGGUACGCCGUACAAAUGACGGCGCUGUCGAAUCGGUGUAUGAUUUUUGAUUUUGCAAGCCAACAAGAACCUAACAAUGUAAGUUGUAUAAAUUGUAGAAAUUGUGUGGACUGUGUGAACUGUAGAGAUUGCUCGAAUUGUGUCGGUUGUACAAGUUGUUUGAACUGUAAUAAUUGCAAUACGUGUGUAAGUUGUGACAGUUGUUCAAGUUGCAAUACCUGUACAAGUUGUACGGGUAUACGAAAUUGUAAUAAUUGUGUGAGUUGUACGACUUGUAACAAUUCGAACGAAUUGGAACAUAAUAUUAGCGAAAAUUCUACAACCGGAGAAGAUAAAUACAGUAAUUACCGUUAUACCGUACAACUGAAAGCCGAUUCGAUUCUGCCAUCAUCAAUGACCGUUACUUUCCCUCAGAGGAAAUCGUCUUUGGUCGUGUUUGCCACUGAUUAUGAAAACUAUGCUGGCGUGCAUUCCAGUCAAAAAAUACCUUACGGUCACAGACAUUCUGUAACCAUUCUGUCGAGAUCAAAGGUCCUAAACAAAACGCACUUAGAUCAAUUGCGCAACCGAAUAAUGUCAGUUCGUCCACAUGAACUGUCAACCGUUGACCAAGAAAAGUGUAAAGACAAUAUUACUUUUAUAACUUACUCUGUUGAAUAAACAAUUAUCUUGUUUUUUUUAACCCAUAUUAUAUACUUUAAUCGUACGUGUCUCUAUAAAUAGAGACAUAU
This is a messenger RNA of Adelges cooleyi (spruce gall adelgid), 1020 nucleotides long. RefSeq lists its product as uncharacterized. Lineage: Eukaryota; Metazoa; Arthropoda; Insecta; Hemiptera; Adelgidae. The coding region runs from base 149 to 949 and encodes 266 amino acids. The record is from RefSeq and is a predicted model, not a curated record. The transcript is spliced from 5 exons.